Priceomyces carsonii is the source of this 2379-nucleotide messenger RNA. RefSeq lists its product as uncharacterized. The record is from RefSeq and is a predicted model, not a curated record. Gene Ontology annotation, biological process: protein phosphorylation. Bases 1 to 2379 code for a protein of 792 amino acids. Lineage: Eukaryota; Fungi; Ascomycota; Pichiomycetes; Serinales; Debaryomycetaceae. The transcript has a single exon. Gene Ontology annotation, molecular function: ATP binding; protein kinase activity.
AUGUUCAAAUCAGUCUUCAGGACAGGAAUUCGAUCCUCAUAUGAUGUCCUGGAGAAUCCUCUGUUUUCUUCUGAUGCAUGGAAAGUUUACCCAGCUAAGCAUAGGUCCCUGGGAAGAGCGGUAUCGGUAUUCAUCUUUGAUAAGUCAAAGUUUGAAUCUCAAAUUCAUAGAAUGUGUCUGUCUAUGUCAAGCAACAAUCCCAAGGUGGUUAUAAGUAAUUGCUAUGAACUUAUCAAAUAUGAAGUUACCCAGUUAAGUAAGCUAAAGCAUCCACAAAUAUUGACUGUUUUUGAAACACUUGAAGAAACUAAACUGAAAUUUUUAUUUGCAACGGAACCUGUGAAAGGAAGUUUAGUCACUACUGACUUGGCUAAGUUAGACAACUUAAGCAUUCAGAAAGGAUUGUUGGAAAUAGCGAAAAGCUUGCAAUUUUUACAUAAUUACUGCUCCAUUAUUCACUUCAAUCUACAACCGUCUUCCGUAUUUAUUAAUACACAGGGUGACUGGAAACUAGCAGGAUUCAGGUUUUUAAAAGAUCUUAAAGAGAUCCUGCCCCUGGAACGCCUGAACUUUUUUCUCAUGCAUAAUUCUUCCUUGGUCCCCUUCAGUAAUCUUAAUGUCAAUUAUACUGCACCAGAGCUUUUAAUAGAUAAACAACUGAUUCUUGAUCCAGGAAAUGAUAUAUGGUCUUUGGGAUGUCUAAUAUUUUAUCUUUACAAUAAAGGUGAAGCUAUUUUAAACUGUUUUGACACUAAUAGCAUAAGUGAUUAUAAAAGUGAGUUUAAAAGAUUUGAAAACAAGUUUUAUAAUCACAGACCCAGUGAAUUAAGGUAUUUCUUAAAAAAUGUUCCUGACAAGUUAUACCCAUUGUUCCCUCAAAUACUUGCACGUUAUCCUAAUGAAAGGAUUACCAUCGAUCAAUUCAUCGAUUCUGACUUUUUCCAAGGUAAUCUUAUAAGAGCUAUGCUUUUCAUUGACGAAAUAUCUACAAAGACACUUGAAGAGAAAACUAUCUUUACUAAAGGUUUGUCAGAAGCCGAUUCAGAAGGGAAUAGCUUGAUAUCUCAGUUUCCCGAUGGAUUUAAUGUACAUAAACUUUUGCCUUUAUUAAUUGAUUUGAUAACUAAGGAGCUAAAUUUAGCAAGCAACAGAAACUUGGAUACUUUGAAUGAGUUGUUGAUUACUAACUCGUUGACCGUGGUUUUCAAAAUUGGGUCAACUUUAUCCCGUUUGACUUUCCAGGAUGUUAUAUACGAAUCACUCCUAAAGGAUGAAGUGAAAUCUAAAGUCCAGAGCGUGGGUAAGAAGCUUUUGAAUUGUUCAGUGAGAACAAGGAUGACGUUAAUUGAAAAUUUGGAAGUUCUUGAGUCAAAAUUGAACGAUCGACUGCUAAUAGAUCUAGCGAAAAAGUUAUCCGAUUUGGCUCUUAAUUCUCCUGUGGACACAGAUAAUCAAGAAGAUCAAAUUAAACUUCAAGAGGUAUAUUUCAAGAAACUACCUGGUGUAGCUGGAAAAUUUGAUUUCCCAUACAUAAAAAAUAACUUGUUCCCAUUGAUAUGUCAAGUGUUCAAGACAACGACGCUGCUUUCUGUUAAAGUUUUGAUAAUAGAAAACCUUGAAAUGCUCGUCAGCCGAAAAAUAAUUGAUAAGAUCAUAGUAGAAGACCAAAUUCUACCUCUCUUGAAGAAUUUAAAAAGCAGGGAUAAGCGCAUUGUGGCCCCAGUUUUGAAGUUUUUUGUCAAUUUGAAUAAGUCUGAUCAUAUUACCCUAAGCAUCGAAACAUCAGUUGACUUUAUAUUGUGUCAAAGCUUACUUUUGGUUUUUGGAUGUCAUGGGUGUACACAAGAAGAAUUUUCUCAGUUCAUGAGCUAUACUCGCCAAAUUGAAACCGCAUUAAUGGAUCGAAAUAUAGAAAACUUGCCUAAAUCAUCGAGUCAAACGACCAAGAGUGGUGAUAUGAGCUUUUCGAAAGUAAUCAGUGGCCAAAACUUGACUGAAGGUAAAAAAGAUGAUAUUUUAAAGGUACCAAAAACAAAAAAUAUAUUACAACCGAUUAGAACACAAAGUGAUAGUCAGCAAGGUAGAAAAACUCAGCUAUCUUUUGGUUCCACUGGAUCCAGUUCCCAGAAUGCCUCCGUUUUACGGACCCUUAGAGUUUCCAACGAUAACAGAGAUGAUAAACCAAGAGACAAUGAGGCGCCUAAACUCAAUCCAGCAUUUAAUAUUAAGCCUCAAUCUAAUUUUCAACAAUUACAACUGGGAUCAAACAGUCCAAGCUUCCCUCCGGGAUUUAAUUCGCAUUUAAUUCUAUCUCCAAGUAAUAAGACAAGCAAUACCAACGGGCCGAAAAAAUCUAGCGAUAUCUUUGACCUCAUAUAA